UGUUCCUGCUGGCCCCGCAGGUGUCCUGCUAUCUCGGCUGGGUGGUGGAGAGAGGAGAGGCGUGUGCGCCGGCCCUUCUGUUCUGGGGCGAGUCUCCUAAAGAUCCCUGCUCCCUCCUGGCACACAUUCUGAGUGAAUCAGUGUUUUCUAACGGUGACCACAGACCACGUAAAAUCAUCUUGUGUCCCACCGGCACGGUGACUGUCACACCUGAGCGCACACCGAAAUUACCUGGAGUCGUUAAAACACGGACGGCUGACACACUCAGAAGAGACCUAUGGUAUAUGACCAAACCCCAACGAGUAAUUGCCUCUGGCUGAUUGACGUCAGUUAAUGACCGGACUUUGUACCCAAAAGGGAGUUAAAACUGAAGACGGCUGGAGGGCAGUCAUUUCCUCCUUGGAUUGCCCGGCAAGAACAUCUAAAAUGAAAGCCUUGCUUCGUCUCGUUCUUCUCAUCCUCCUUUUUGAAGCCUUAGCCAUUGGGCAAGACAGUGUUUCUUCAAGUACCUCUCUCGCAAAUAACACAAAUACUGAGGUCACAACAAUUGCCAUGACAACCCCACCGACUUCUUCUGUGACAUCUGUUCCUAUAUCAAACACAACUCUUUCAAGUAACCCUCUCACAAAUAACGCAACUACUGAGACCACAAAAGAUACCACAGCAACUCCACCUACUUCCUCCCCAACCUCUGUUUCUAUAUCGAGUGCAGUUAUAGCCACCCUUGUCCCAUCUACAACAAGUGAAUCAAGCACAGAUACAGACACAACUGCACUUACCUCUGGCUCCGUGUCUUCUGGGAGUAAUGAGUCAACCACAGCAGUUACUUCGCCAACAACUGGAUCAUCCCGCAUCACAGUCCCACAAAGUAAUUCCUCAGAGACUGUGCCUUCAGUGACUUCUGGCAGUGUCACUUCGCCUAAGAUCAGCACCCCAAGCCCUGCUCCCCCAGGUUCCAGCAGUCCUUGCCAAGGAGCUCCCUGUGAAGGUGGUUCUUCAUGUGUUAGCCUGAAUAAUACCUAUUUUUGCCUGUGUUCAUUAGGAUAUUACUAUAACUCUUCCACAUGCGAAAAAGGAAAGCUAUUCCCUGGAAAAAUUACAGUAAAAGUAUCAGAAACGUCUGGCUUGGAAGAUGAAAAUUCUAUGGCUUAUCAAGAAUUAUACCUUAAAAUUACCGAUUUUUUUAAGAGUGCAUUUCACAAUGCUGAUUAUGGACAGACUGUAAUUAAUGAAGUGAGCACUUCUCCUUCAGCAAGAUCGGAAACACGUGCUAAUGACAAGCCUGUCACUGUAGGAGUCGUAAACAUUUUCACACAAACUACCAAAGAAACUGAGAAGACCGUGUUUGAAUCCAUUCAGAAAGCAAUUAAAAGCCACAACAACGAGUUUACAGAAUAUGUUAAUCAAAACCUGUGUGAUUUUUAUGGUUGUGAAAAGGAAAAUGAGCAAGACAACUGUGACAGUGGUUUGCUGUGUAAAUGCAAGCCGGGGAUGGAAAGACCCUACUCCCAGAUCCCUGCGUGUGUUGCCUCUGCUCCAAAGUGUCCUGAUGCCUGCGAUGCAGACCAUCAUAAGCAAUGCUUGGUGAACAAGAACGGUGUGAACACUGAAUGCGUGUGCCUCUCAGGCUACCAGAAAGAUGAUCAAGGGAACUGUCAAGUGUGUGCCUUUGGCUACAGUGGAAUCAACUGUGAAGACCAAUUUCAGCUGAUCCUCACUAUUGUGGGCACCAUCGCGGGCGUCCUCAUUCUCAGCCUGGUGAUCGCACUGAUCUUCUCAGUGAGAUCAAAGAACAGCCACAAGAAUAUUGAAGAACAGAACCUGAUUGAGAACGACUUUCAAAAUCUGAGACUGAGGCAGACUACAGGCUUCAGCAAUCUAGGAGCAGAUGGGAGCAUCUUCCCUAAAAUCAGGACAAACGUCUCGGGUCAGCUACACAAUCCCUAUGCAAACCAGAGAAGUAUGCCCCGCCCCGACUACUAGAAUGGCAAAAACUGGGGACCGUCCAUGGCCCUCAACCCAACGUACGAGUCUUUACUUUGAGUGUCUUAAAGACUAAUGGACAAGUGAGCGCCCAUGAAGAUCUGGCCUUUGGUGUUUCUCUGACACCCAGCACCUAGCCUCUCUCAGUGGAAGUUGUGACUAUUCGCAGUGAAUGCGGCUGGUUUGCUAAGUACUAUGAAAUUAAAUGCACAUAGAUGCGAUUUGCACUUGUAAGGCAGUUGAUUUUGUCCAGUCAGUACAACGGUUAGGUUUUUUGGUUUUUUUUUUUUUUUUUUUUUGUCUUUCCUGACAACAAUAACCAUUUCCAACCUAGAGGAAAGCUCCUCAGGAUUGUUUGCUCCUGGGAGAAUGUUACUUUGAGUUGAGAGCCUACAGAUAAGUGACCUAAUUCUGAGAGACUCUUACACAUCAGCUAUGGGGACGGUGGGGGGGGGGGGGAGGGGAGAGAAGAAAUACCAUCUACCAUCUUUCAAGUUUCUCGGGUUUAUUCUCUCACAAGUUAAAAUAGGAUGCUACUUCUAGCCCCCAAAUCCAAGGAUUUUAUCACCUUUGACCUAACAGGAGCUUGUGACCUGGCCUCACACCAAGAAGACAGAAGAAAAGACCUGUCUCAGCUUUUUGCAGGAGAAGUGACUGGGAAUCCAGGAUCUUUUUGAUGUUAAUUAGAAGGUACAGACUAGAAAUAUCCACCAUGGAGUACCUUCGAAAGUUUUUGAAAUGCCGGCAGCGGGUAGAGGCAGGGAGAAAGAGAAAUGUAACCAAGAGUGGAGGGGACGGAGGCACAGGAGGCUGGGCCCGGAGGAGGAGUAUGAAGGCAGGCACGACGGCCACCUUCGUCCUCAGAUCCCCUCCUCAAUGAGCGACCAGACAUUUCCUCCCCCUCACGUCCUGCCCCGACUCAGAGCCUAAGUACAAGUGUGGAGACGAAACCCCAGGAGCAAGAGCGGGAAGUCACUUCAAAACUGCAGAUAUUCUGUUUGGCUGCUGGGGAAAGAGAGAGCUUGCGACCCGACGCAGGUGUCCAGCCUUGUAAUGCAGAGUCCAAAGGUGCUUCGUGGCGUCCUCGGCCUUCCCUGGGGACAGGCUUAGCAGUAGCCACCAGCCCACAUAGAGCCAUGCCCAGCACAGGCUUUCUUUACUGUUAAUAGUGUCCUUGUUUAUGUCUGAUAUCUGGUCCCCUUGCAAGUUAUUUUUAUUUGUUGUUAUUAUUAUUUGUUCUUGACUAUUAACUGUAAAAGUAAUUAAUAAAGUGUCUUUGGUA
Molecule: messenger RNA, 3265 nt
Organism: Hyaena hyaena (striped hyena)
Lineage: Eukaryota; Metazoa; Chordata; Mammalia; Carnivora; Hyaenidae
Gene: MUC13
Product: mucin 13, cell surface associated
Exons: 14
Coding region: 334-1983 (549 amino acids)
Source: RefSeq, a predicted model, not a curated record